Molecule: messenger RNA, 1689 nt
Organism: Annulohypoxylon maeteangense
Lineage: Eukaryota; Fungi; Ascomycota; Sordariomycetes; Xylariales; Hypoxylaceae
Product: alpha/beta hydrolase fold-domain-containing protein
Exons: 2
Coding region: 404-1432 (342 amino acids)
Molecular function (GO): hydrolase activity
Source: RefSeq, a predicted model, not a curated record
CCGGCAUUCCAUGCGAGCUGCCUGCCUGCCGCGUGGGGAGGAGUGUGAUGGCAGGCAUUUCCUUUUUUUUCUCUUCUUUCAAUCGGCCGAGGACCAACCAAGCUGACGUUUACGCCCUCGACGAUCCUUCCGAUCUGACGGUCCUCGUCCCUUUAGGAGCUUAGCGGGUGGCCACAUGAUAAUUGACGUAGCCCAGGAUCUAUGCCUUUACCAUGGUCCAUAUAUCGGACCCUCGGUACAUACGUACGUGGGUAGGUAUUUAAGGGUCGAGUCACACUUCUGGAUUUGUGGGAUUUAUAUGUCUCGUAUCCUUUUAAAGAAUACGACCCUGCCACAUUAGCAGCUUAGGAACUGUUACUCUUAGGCAGCAAACUAGAGUUGGAAGAAAAUAUUUGUUGUCAAAAUGGGCAUCGUUGUAGACCCCGAAUACGCGCAGAUCCUGGCGAAGUCGGCCGGACAAUCCGGCGACAAGAUCACCGAUAUCCUCGCCAUCCGCGACUGGUCCAACGCGCUCAUCGACGCCGCUUCGAAGGCCGUGCCAUACCCCGAAGGCAUGCAGGAGACCGUCCAUUCUACCACUACAUCCGACGGCUUUCUCCUACAAAUAACUCGGUUUCUACCCCUCUCUGUUAGACAAGAAUAUGAGGAUGUGGAAGUAGAACACGAGAGUAAAGAGAGCACGGGGAGUAAGGGGAAAAGAGCCGUAAUAUUCGUCUUCGGAGGCGGCAUGAUAUCCGGCACCGUCAGCGUCUCGCGGGGCUUCAUCGCCGCCGUGGCGAAUAACAGCCACACGCAAGUCUUCGCACCGGACUACCGCAUCGCGCCCGAACACCCCUACCACGCCGGCGUCGACGACGUCUACGCCACCAUCCUCUGGCUGCAAAGCCACGCGCAAGAGCUCGGCGUCGAUCCCGCGCGCAUCGUUAUCAUGGGCCAAAGCGCCGGUGGCGGCGUCGCGGCGGGAGUCGCGCUGAUGGCGAGGGAUAGAGGGUUGGACCCGCCGCUUGCCGGGCAGUGUCUUAGGUACCCGAUGUUGGAUGAUAGGACGUGGUACCCUGAGAGCGAUCUGAGGAAUAAGUAUUGGACUUGGAGUGUUGCGGCGAAUGAUAUGGGGUGGACGUAUUAUCUUGGGGGGUUGAAGAAAGAGGAUAGGAACGAGGAGAACACACCGUGUUAUGCGGUCCCUGCGAGGGCUGUGGAUCUUCGCGGAUUGCCGCCGACGCAGAUUGGCGUUGGUAGUUUGGACUUGUUCAAGGACGAGAAUCUGGAUUAUGCGGCGCGGCUGGUGAAGGCGGAUGUGGGUGUCGAGUUUCAUUUGUACCCUGGUAUGCCGCAUGGCUUUGAUGGACCACAUGGGUUUACUGGAAAGCCUGCGAUGAGGUUUACGAAUGAGAUGUGGGAAGAUGAGGCGAGGUGGAUUAUGAAGUUAUGAUGCUAGAGAAUUUGUUUAGAGAUGCGUCGUGUAUUUGCUUAUUGUUGCUUAAGAUCGGAUUGGCUCGAUGCCUUGGUAGGUUGGGAUAUAGCUUGGGUGUAUUCGAGGUCGUUGGAAUGAUCUUAUAAUAUACCCAUCUUCUGUCAUUUGCGCUUGGAUUGCUUGUUUUGUGGGAUUAAGGACACUGCUUGUUGGGAUUGUUAGUAUGCUAGAUCUCUAGAAUAGAAUCAAUGUAACGCACCUGUAUUGUUUACGAA